UGCAGGACGCGGGAGGGCCCCGUCAGACCGGUAAGUUCGUGUGGACGGCCGGUGAGCUUAACUGAAGGGCAGGCGGUUGUGUUCGAGGGGUCGCUGAGACAACGAGAUUUCCAGCAUCUUGCAAUGCACGAGUGAAACCAUACUAUACCGCGUAAAUUGUGGUAGCUGGCAUUGUGGCUUGGAGGGACUGGGUUCUGUCCUCAGCAUUUAUAAAUCUCUAUUUAUAUUUUACGUUAUUGCGUAAAAUAAUCAACGUGCCAUUAGUGUAAUGUGCCAAGUUAGUGUGUGAAAUACGUAAGUAGUGGAAUCAACACAUAUCAGAUACGAUUCAAGCCAUAUGAAACAGAGGAGUGGAAUCUCUUUAUCUUUUCAGAUUUUCAAUCAGAGCUGCAACGAAGGGAAGCCAUUUAUUCUAUAAAAUGUUAUUUGUACCUCCGUCAUUGUUUUAUCGAUUCCUCUCCAUUCAUUUUUGUAUGUUACAUUUUGUUAUAGAGCAGUAAAUUAAAUGCUAGUUGUAAAGGCAAGCAUGCUAAAGUUCUUGAGUCUGUGCUAUUUCUGUGUCGAGUUCCAAUGACAAGAAGAGGAGAGAUAUAUACACCGGCCGGCUGUGUUGCCACAGCAUCUUCGCAUUGGAGCGAGUGUUAACAGAGUAAUUGACAUUCCCCCAUGAGGUUCUAUGAACUCAGGUAUAAUAGGCCCGCGUUUUGUGUUGGUUUACCCCGUAGAUCGUUGUAGCGUCGUCAUUUUCGUGUACAUAGUUGUUGAAUGGAAUCAUACCACGUGUGCUGGCGUAAUAAGUGUGAUACAAGUUGGAAUUAUAAGGAAACGGAGAACAUUAGAAGUGAAUCAUAGCGGCGUUUGACUGGAACUGAGUGAUGUGUGUCAUUCCAGUUUGAACUACAGUGUGCACUACAUCUUUGUGUUGUUGCUAUGCCGUCCAAGAAGCAGUACAAUCUUGUUCAAAACGAUGAUUAUGAUACACGGAUACCACUGCACUCAGAGGAGGCCUUCCAGCAUGGAAUCACCUUCCAGGCAAAGUACGUCGGGACGCUUGACGUACCGAGGCCCACCAGCCGCGUCGAGAUCGUCGCUGCCAUGCGCCGUAUACGGUACGAAUUUAAGGCGAAAGGAAUCAAGAAGAAGAAAGUGACAGUGGAAGUGUCCGUGGACGGUGUCAGAGUGACUCUGAGGAAGAAGAGAAAGAAAAAGCAAUGGAUGGACGAAAAUAGCCUGCUGCUUAUGCAACACCCGAUAUACAGGAUAUUCUACGUGUCCCACGACUCGCAGGACCUGAAGAUCUUCAGUUACAUCGCACGAGAUGGCGCCAGCAACGUCUUCAAGUGCAACGUCUUCAAGUCCAACAAGAAGAGCCAGGCGAUGCGGAUAGUCCGAACGGUGGGCCAGGCGUUCGAAGUGUGCCACAAGUUGUCCAUCAACGCACCAACGCCAGAGGACGAGGAUCGAGAAGGAGAAGGUGCCGGUAGUGAGCGUGAGAGCGAGUCUGUGAGCGAGAAGCCAAGAAAAGACACGAUUUCCGACCCUAUGAGCUGUGACACCCUGCCUGCAGAAGACACGGCCUCUCUCCACGACGCGCAGUCUGACACCCAGCAGCCAUCACAGAAACAAGCGCAGCCCUCAGAGGGGCCCCAGCAGGCGCAACGCCCCCUCAGGCUCGACAUCCUGCCGCCCCCGCCCAACACAAACCCCAUGAGAAGAUCGCCCUUGAGCGGUGGUGAGACGUAUAGCUCACCACUGAGUGACCCACUCAGAGUCAGUGCGGAACCACUUCUAGCAGCAGGGACGCCACUGAGCACACACCACGAACUUCAACUGUUACGGGAGCAGCUGGAGCAGCAGGCGCAGCAGACACAGGCCGCUGUGGCGCAAGUUCACCUGCUGCGUGACCAACUGGCGGCGGAGACGGCAGCCAGGCUCGAGGCACAGGCACGGACACAUCAGUUGCUGGUGCAUAAUAAGGAACUGCUCGACCACAUCGCGGCACUAGUAGCUCACCUGCAGGAGCUUGAGAGGCUCCAGCAGCGCCCUCAGCAGGUCAGCAACAACCAGAGUCAGGGUCAGCAGCAGCAAGUGACCAUGAUACCUCAGUUGGCAAUACUGUGUGACCCUCAGACCCCUGCAGUGGCCCCUGUCUUCCUGCCUGACUUCCAAGAAACAGACCCUCUCCAGCAGCAGCUGCAGGUGUCUCCACAGCAUCAGCAGCCUCAAACCUCUUCGCUGAUUGAGAACCGCAGUACCGCAACAGCCUUCCUGCCAGGAUCGCCACAGCGGCAACAUUCCCUGUUGCAGCAUCAGAACUCAUCUCCUGGCAUCUUUACUUUGAGCUUUCCAUCCACAACAACAACAUGCACCCCAGAACAACAGUUCCAGCAACAGCUGCUCCAAAGGCUUCAGUGCCUGAGUGGUAGCUACACAAACCAAGUGCGACCAUCUCAACAGCAGCAGUUUUCUUUGGUGUCCCCAGCUGGUGUAUAUCAGCAGCCUGGGUUGGCAGGACUGUAUGCACCACAGCAACAGACUCAGGUCUCUCCCACCCAGUUGAGUUACCGUGUGUCCCAAACCCCGUCCUACACCAGCUCACCAGUGCUGUCCCAACGCCCACGGCAGGCACCGCUUCAAUCUGACACUCAAGCCACUGGUGAGGAAGAGCGUACACAGUUCAUCCGGCCCUUAUCGCACAGCGGUUCUGACAGCGGAGGUAGAGCUGAAGAGGCGCCAAGGCUAGAGCCACCACCACCUGGCCCCAAUAAGCGCCAGCAGCAGAAUCAAGAUAGUGGAUCAGCUGAGAUCAGCAAAAAGGAACAGAACCAGUUAGCAUCGGCUUUGUCAUCAAUGGUCUCUCUUAGGGUCUCUGGCAGUGAGGAAAGUGCAGCGAGUAGGCGGGGUGGGUUGGCCAAUGGACCUCCGUUCAUAACCCGGUCUACCAGCGAAAAGGUGCCAAACCGCAGUGAGCUCAUGUCACACGUACAAAGGACGGCUUGGGCCAGGCACACAACAAAGUGACACUACAGUGCUGUCCAGCUCAGUGUUGACAAGAGUGAGGUCAUUAUACGGGUGUAUUUCGUUACAGCUACGUCCUACAGAAUCACUUAAUCCAAGGAAGUGUGUGAGAAAGCCAGUGAAUAAAGUUGCUUGCUCCUGUCAGCAGUCUUCAUCGUCCCUCGGUUUGAGAACAUGUAGUUGGAGCAAGUGUGUAUUGUAGGGGCAGCCAGUUGAUUCCAAUUUAUUUUCUUGUUUCUACAGAUGUGUUGAUAGUUUUUGUAUUAUAUUUGUUAUUUCAUGAAAUUUGAUUUGAAUGACACACUAUUACUUAUUGUCCAUCAAGAACCACCACAUUUGGAAGGUAUAAAGAAAUAUGUAGUUGUUAUUGUGGUCUCCAAUGACAUGAUCUCAAUUCUGAGUCCCAUAAAAUUAAGCAGUUUUAUUCACACGUUAUUCCAGUAGGACCCACACAUAACCCUAUAGUUUUGUUAUCUGAAAUUAACCUACAAAUCUGAAGGUGUACAGUAGAAACAUAUCAUUGAAUGUAAAUUCUUAACGGAACUUCGUCCAGAUGUUUGCAGGGAUCUGUGUUACAGCACACUGAUAAAGCAAUUACAUUUUGAAAUUAUCUUGAUGAGUUUUGUCCCUUUGACAUCCUGAACCCACAGUUGUGCUCACUGGAAUAUUUAAAAUAAUGAACAAGAAAGAAAAGGAGUGUAAGUAGAGAAUGAGAUGUAGAAGUGAGGAAAGGUAUAGAAGGAGGUGAAGAAAAGAGGAAAUUAAGAACAAGAUGGGGGAGGCUUAAAAUGGAAUGAAGGUGGGUGGCGAGAAGAAUAAAAAAACAGGAUGUAGAAUGUGAGGAAGGAAAGUUGAAGAAGAGAGAAUGGAGAAGAAAUGAAAAUAAUUAGGGAGAAGAUGACCGAGGAGGAGGGAGGGAAUUGUAGGAUGAAAGGAAGGAGAAUGAAUAGUACAUGAUGAUGUAGAAAGUAGAUCAGUAGGAGAAGAAAAUGACGAAGAAGAGCAUAAAUAACAAAAUUUUUUACUUCUCCUUGCUAAAUGUUGGCUUCAUCACAGUGACUUGAGCCUGAGAAGGCUACACAUCCAAGAGAAUUAUGAUGAAUUACUGUCAGCCCCUUCACCUGUGUUACCAAUCACUUGCUUAUGUCCGACAUUAAUUUCACCAUGAGCGCAAGUGACAUGAACUUCGUCUGCGUUAUAACCAGUCAGGACCGAGUAAAGUUUCAGUGCAGACGUGUAACUCUUUCUUAAGUGAAUUAAUGACUGCACACGGGUGUGGCGGCAGUAACAAGUCUGUUACUGUGCUGGUACAGCGAAUUGCCUUAUGAACUCAGUUGUCAGUGCGAUGCUUCCAACACUGCACCUUGCUUGGAGAGCUAACUGUGCGAGCAGGGGAUGAGAUGGGAUGAUGGAGAAUAGGAAGAUGUGUGUGGAGAAUAACAGGGGAGUAUAUGGAGAUGAAGACAUGGGAGGGACAGAGUGUGCUGGUGGAAGUAGCAGCUGGAGAUGGAGACGUGGAAAUGGAAAUAAGUAUUGCAGUAAGAGAAAUGACAAACAAGAAAGCAAAAUGGUGGAGGUGAAAUGAUGGUAAGAUAUAGGAGGACGGAGAACAAGAAUACAUGGGGGUAGGAGGAUGGAGAACAAGAAUACAUGGGGGUGGGAGGAUGGAGAACAAGAAUAAAUGGGGGUAGGAGGAUGGAGGACAAGAAUACAUGCAGGUGGGAAGACAGAGAAGAAGAAUGCAAGAAGGGUAGGAAGAUGGAGCAGGAGGAUGAGGUACAGAAUGAGAAUGUGUACAGAUGGGGAACAAGAUGUGAAGAGAGAACAGUGACGUAGAAGAAGACAAAAUGAGGAGAUGAAACAGUUGGCAGUACAGGAUGAAUUGUGCAAAUGGAACAUGGUUAUUCUGUGUUUAAGCAAGUUGGAACGCAGUUGCUGUGGGGCUGCUACUGUAAAAUGGAAAGUUUGCUGGUCCUUGGAUGAUGAUUUUUAAAGACUGCUAUAUCAGCUGCCUGGCCAGAUAAGAGUGCCCCAAAGAAUGUUCCAUGUCACGAUUUGUUAAGGGCAGUAAUCCUGUGUGUACAUGGGUUUCUAUUAAAAUUAUUAUGCUGUAAUAACAAGACCAGUGAAGGUUGACUGAGGCACUGCCCAUUCAAAUUUGAUCAUAAGUACAUUUUCAGCUCUAACUCUGAAUAAGCAGUCAGUGUACUGCGAAGUGGCACUGGAUCAUGGUUUUCUUCAGUUUUCCCCUGUUAAUCAUUAUUCCUCCAUUGCUCUAUACUUGUCUAGCACUGUUCCCCAAUGAGUGCGAUAGCACUGGCCCAGCACUUGCCUGCUUACAGAAUGAGGGCAUUUUUUUCAUUAUGAAAGAUUUGCCAGAACAGAAAGUUAAGUUUUAAGUUAUAGGAUGUCUGUUAGGAAAAUGUUUUUUUAACUUAACCUAGUGUGUUUCCAUGACAACAUAUCUGUUUUUUAAAUUGUUCAGGGCGACUUUUAUUGGGUGUUAAUUGUGGUUUUGAUUUGUACCCUUUCCUACCCAUAGUUCAUAUAAAGGUAGUAGUGAAACUGUU
Cryptotermes secundus is the source of this 5588-nucleotide messenger RNA. Its product is annotated as carboxyl-terminal PDZ ligand of neuronal nitric oxide synthase protein. Gene Ontology annotation, molecular function: nitric-oxide synthase binding. The transcript has 10 exons. The coding region runs from base 931 to 3021 and encodes 696 amino acids. The record is from RefSeq and is a predicted model, not a curated record. NCBI's taxonomy places the organism in Eukaryota, Metazoa, Arthropoda, Insecta, Blattodea, Kalotermitidae.